AGCCGGGCCCACCCCUGUGCUGACCACCGCCCACCGUACGACCGGAUCCGUUGCGGCGGACGCGGCGGGAUGACGACAUCCUCCGACGGGCGGGAGACGUGGGGGCGCCUGUGUCUGCCUGUUGCUCCCCUCGAGGUACGUGAUGUAGUAUAAGUUAUCCCCAGCGCAGGAUCGGAGGAAUCGACUGUUCGAGAGACGAAGGGAAGGGUCGCAGCAGCAGUGGCCAGCGAUGAUGGCGUUCUUCGAGGAAAUGGAGUCGUCGUACGCCCCUUACCUCCGCACCCACCUCCAGCUGAUAGCAGCGUCGGUCUCCACGGCGAGCUGCGGCGCGGCGGGCAGCGAUGACGAGGAUUGCCGCGACGAGGCGGUGGCGCUGCGGCUCAAGAUGGUGGCCGUCGUGGCGAUACUAGCGGCGGGCGCGGCUGGCGUCGCGAUCCCCCUCGUCGGCCGCGCCCGUGCCGGGGCGGCGUCGGCGUCCUCGUCCGGCGGGGCGUUCGUGCUCGCAAAGGCGUUCGCCGCGGGGGUGAUCCUGGCCACGGGGUUCGUGCACAUGCUGCACAACGCGCAGGAGGCGCUCACGAGCCCCUGCCUCCCGGCCGCGCCGUGGCGGCGGUUCCCGUUCCCGGGGUUCGUCGCCAUGCUCGCCGCGCUCGGGACGCUAGUCAUCGACUUCGUCGGCAUGCACCUGUACGAGCGCAAGCACCGCAGCGAGGAGGACGCCGCCGCAGCAGCCCUUGCCAGCGUCCAAGAGGAGACCGUGGCGCUGCUCGAGGACGGUGCUGCGCUCACGGGUAUCACGGCGGCUUAUGGCGGCGACGACGAAGGGAGGGACGGGGGAGGCCAGGACGCCAUGCACAUUGUCGGGUUGCGGGCGCACGCCGCUGCCCACAGGCACAGCCAAACUCAUGGGCAUGGCGCGGGCGAUGGAGGAGCGGUGUAUCAGUAUGACAGCCACGGACAUCGCCGUGGACAUGGACACGACGAGGAGCCGUCCCAAGCUCGUCACGUCGUUGUCUCACAGAUUCUCGAGCUUGGGAUUAUAUCGCACUCGGUGAUCAUCGGGCUAUCGUUGGGCGUCUCUAAUAGCCCAUGUACCAUCAAACCUCUGGUUGCUGCUCUCUCCUUCCACCAGUUGUUUGAGGGUUUUGCAUUGGGUGGCUGCAUUUCUGAGGCUCAGUUCAAUAAUUUCUCUGCACUCCUGAUGGCCUUCUUCUUUGCCAUCACGGCACCUGCUGGGAUUACCGUGGGGGCGGGCAUCGCAUCGUUCUACAACCCCAACAGCCCUAGGGCUCUGGUGGUGGAGGGCAUGCUGGAUUCGAUGUCCGCCGGUAUACUGAUCUACAUGGCCUUAGUGGAUCUCAUUGCUGCUGAUUUCCUCAGCAAGAGGAUGAGCUGCAACCUGAGGCUUCAAGUUGGCUCGUAUAUCGCCUUGUUCCUGGGUGCCAUGGCCAUGUCAUCUCUGGCCAUCUGGGCUUAGUGAGAAGGCUGGAAGUAAGGCAAAGGCUUGAGAGAAGCUGCUUUCCUCUCAUUGCAGGAGUUGCUCUCAAGCUCCUUGUAAGUUGUUUUCUUUUCUUGAUAAAGAUUGGGGGGGGGGGGGGGGUGAUUUUCUUUCCUUCUGUUUUUUGUUCUUGUUUUUCGGUGGUGGGCCAUGUAUGUCCCUCUUUUGGGCAUGCAAAACAAAGCUCCUCUUUGGGAUACAUUGUGAUGGAUAGAGGAAUAGGGAUGAAUACAGUUCUGGGAAUAAAGAGUUCUUGGGUUCCAACAGUCUUUGCAGAUGUAUAUUAAAUCCUGGGUGUUAGAUCAGAGAACACUUUCCAAUCUUUGGAAACGUAAUGCACGAAUGUGGAUCCUGGAAACUGAAUUGUCGGAAUAAUGUUGCCUAUGUUUGCUUUGACCUCUAGGUUGAGUAUCAGGUGUGUUCUCAAAUGAGAAUGAUUUCCCCUCUGUUGCUUCUACUCUCUUUAUUUUGAGUUAACAGAAUAUGUAUAUAUAAUCUUUCUUGACUUGCAUUCAGAUCUGAUGAAUAUGUAUGUU
This is a messenger RNA of Phragmites australis (common reed), 2034 nucleotides long. Its product is annotated as zinc transporter 10-like. The coding region runs from base 230 to 1477 and encodes 415 amino acids. Gene Ontology annotation, biological process: zinc ion transmembrane transport. Gene Ontology annotation, cellular component: plasma membrane. The transcript has 5 exons. The record is from RefSeq and is a predicted model, not a curated record. NCBI's taxonomy places the organism in Eukaryota, Viridiplantae, Streptophyta, Magnoliopsida, Poales, Poaceae. Gene Ontology annotation, molecular function: zinc ion transmembrane transporter activity.